Messenger RNA from Syngnathoides biaculeatus (alligator pipefish), 2247 nucleotides. It is a transcript of the gene wdr31, whose product is annotated as WD repeat domain 31. The record is from RefSeq and is a predicted model, not a curated record. Bases 266 to 1333 code for a protein of 355 amino acids. Lineage: Eukaryota; Metazoa; Chordata; Actinopteri; Syngnathiformes; Syngnathidae. Gene Ontology annotation, molecular function: protein binding. The transcript has 11 exons.
GCUACGGAGAAAGCGUCGCUCUCUCCUCAUCGGUCUCCACGGAAGAGAACCCGUCGAGAAAAGCCCAAAGCGACACUCCCACGCACCCGCUCGGAGUUUGCACAGUGUCAUGGCAGUUCCCGUGAAAUCGUUCGGCGGUGUUCGGACGAGGAUUCGAGCGAGUUUUAACGCAGUCAGGGUGCCGAACCUGAGGGUUAAAGAUUAGUUAGCAUGCUAGCCGGUUAGCGGUCUCAUCGGGACGCCUUCUGGCAGGUUCUGAGAAGACAUGGGCAAGCUCCAGAGCAAGUUUCGCAAGAGGUCUGAGCUGUACAAGGCCUCAGAGGGUGAAAGGUCAGACAGCGCAUUAGAUAGUCAGGUUGUUCAGCAUGAGCCGGCCCAUCGCGGGUCUGUCAAUACAGUCACCAACCUCAGCGCAGACUUGUGUGUUUCUGGAGGCACCGACCAGGCAGUGGUGGUGUAUGACUGGAAACAAGGCCGUAUGUGUCAGUCCUUCCAGGGUCAUGACAGAGAAAUUACCAAGGUGGUGUGUUAUCCUGGUAGCACAUGGGUCUUCAGCGCCUCACGGGACAAAACUGUUCUCAUGUGGGACCUGAACCAGGGUGACGAGCCCAUUCAGGAGUUUAGCGGGCACCAGUUGGUGGUCAACGGGCUUGCCGUCAGCCCUGAUGGGAGGAAACUCUGCACAGGGUCCCGUGACAACUGCAUGUGCCUGUGGGACAUCGAAAGUGCAAAAUGUGAGCAGAGACACAAUAUCUCCAGAAAUCUGGUGACUCACGUGUGCUGGGUGCCAGGCAGCUCCUCGAUCGUCCAAACAUCGGAGGACAAAACCGUACGGGUGUGGGACAGCCGUGCAUGGCAGGUGACCAACACGUUUCCGGCCAAGCAAUACAUCCAGACGCACUGUGACGUUUCUGACAAUGGAAAUUACCUGGUGUCCAGCAGCAAUGGUUUUGGAGGUCAAGGCUGCGAGGCCACGUUGUGGGACCUGCGUCAGCCGGGCUGUAAGGUGGUGGAGUACCGGGGUCACUUGCAGACCACCGCGUGCUGCGUCUUCCUGCCUGUGUCACUGGGGGGCAGCGGCGGCGCCGCUCUGGUGGCCACGUCUUCACACGACAGCUCCGUCAAAGUGUGGGACCAGAACUCAGCAGUGUGUUUAGCCACAUUGUCACUAGAUGGUGCCGGUCCUUUGGUGUCAUUGGCGCCCAGCGACUCCUCCAAUGUGCUGUGUGCCAGCUUCAACAGUGGACUCCAUCACGUGCAGAUUCUCCAACCAUCAGGGACCGCUUCAGCCGGAGCCAGUGAUAUGGACAUUAGAGUGGUGGCCCGCUUCUAAAAGGGUCACAAAGAGUUGGAGCCCAUCCCAGCUAAAUUGAGAGCAUAUAGACCGGAAACAGCCUGGAGUGGUCACCAGUUCGUCGCAGGAUUGUAAAUGGAGACAAUGACUUUGAAUCACACAAUGUGAAGUACGACAGGAUCUAUGACUCAUUUUGGUGGAUCUGAUCUGUCAAAAACUUGAAAUACUUUUUAAAUGAUGCUGUCAUCACACCAAAGCCAAAUAGAAUGUAGAAACGUGACAUACAGAUUGCUUUGAAUAAUUGUUUUUAAAGAGGAGCAUGUUUUAAAAAAUGACAAUGCAGAACUAUGCAAUUAGGUUUAUAGAAAAAUGGUACUAUGAAGAAAUCGCAGAGAAAUCAUUGCAAAUGCAAAAUAAAAGUUGCUGUCAACAGGCUGUUUGAGUGAUAUGCAACACAUGUCUGUGGUCAGCAGUUUGUAUGGCCUACACGAGUACCUGUAUGCACUGUGACUUGGCAGGGCAGUAAUUACAACUAACGUCUUCGUGUUCCUUUGUGCACUCUACAAUGGCAUUUUGAUCUCCCGUAAAGGAUCAAAGUAGUAUAGUAUGUGAAAACAGGUCAGGUCAAGACAAAAAAAAAAGUUUUUCACCAUCAAGAAUAUUUUGUAUUUCAAACAAGACAAAGCCAUUCCACAAAGAACCACCACAGGUCAUCUUGAUAGGAAGACAGGAUGCACUUUCUAUUUCAAUUGUUUUAAUUCAUUUAAAUACGGAAGUCAUUUGCCAUUGGACACACAUACAACUCAAUUACUACCCAUGAACAUGUUUGCAUAUACACACACAAAAUCACAGUUUUGAAUUCUCCACAAGGCCUAUUCUACAAUACAUAUGAGAGAAAAAAAAAGGGGGGGGGGUUUCAGAAUUUGAAAAUGACAUUGAUUCAAGUUGGCACA